Fusarium venenatum is the source of this 1878-nucleotide messenger RNA. RefSeq names its product heterokaryon incompatibility protein-domain-containing protein. Lineage: Eukaryota; Fungi; Ascomycota; Sordariomycetes; Hypocreales; Nectriaceae. The record is from RefSeq and is a predicted model, not a curated record.
AUGGACCUACCUGCUGAUGGGCCCUUUCCGUACCGGCCCCUUGAAGAAGAUGAGAUACGUCUACUCCAUGUUCAGUCUAGCGACUCGGACUUGAUUUGCCUUGAUCUUCACACUGUUCAAGCCCCAGCAAACCAAAGAUUUUGGGCUUUAUCCUACGUGUGGGGUCCCACCGACGAUCCCGCUGUAGUUCUUCUCAAUGGACAAUCAUUCACUAUCACAAGAAAUCUUUACCAUGCUCUUUAUGAAUAUCGGCGCCAUAUAUUUACGAAUGAAUCAAAAGUUACAAGUGCAUGGUUAUGGGUCGAUGCUAUUUGCAUCAACCAGAAUGAUCAAGUCGAAAAGUCCAUCCAAGUUCCCCGCAUGUCAGAGAUUUACGGCAAAUGCGAGCGCGUAUUAGCAUGGCUAGGCCCGGUCGACAAUGAGGAGGAGAGCUCAAUUUGCAAACUAGAAGAGACGUUGGUAAGUUUCUCGUUCUCGGUUGAGGAAGAUCAUGUCGAAGACAGCCGAAUCAAAACAUUUCUGGAGCUUGGGAAGUCGGAUAUUAAAGCUGCGGCCGAAGUUGAGUUGGUUCGAAAAGCAUUGGGAUCUAUUGGCCACCGUCCAUGGUUUCGACGAAUCUGGAUUCUUCAAGAAGCUGUUCUAGCCCAGAAAUCACCCAUCUUGCUUUGCGGGUCGUGUGAGCUUGGGUACGACAUUUUCUUCAAGACUUGGGUUCUGAUGCUGAAUCCGUCUGAGGAUGGACAGCUUCUUUAUUCAUUCAUGGCGGAGAACCCUGUCAGGUUCAAAGCUAUUGAAUUAGCGUACAAGAAGAUUUUGCAGAGCAGAAGCGGAACUGAUCAAGAACACAAAAAAGACUUGGCCGCCCAAGAAAAGCAGUGUGCGAUUGACAUCUUCAAGCUGUUGAAUGAGGCGACUGAGUUGGAAGCUACUGUUCCUCAUGACCGCCUCUAUGCCCUCCUUGGUCUUUUGUCUUCCAAUCCCUUGCCAAAGGCUCUUCAACUGGAUUAUAUAAAAUCUUUUGAGAGACUAUGCUACGAUUUCGUGUUGUUUAUUCUAGAGCAAAAGAAAGAUGUUCGGGUCUUGAACCUAGGCGCAGUUGGUUGUUUCAAAGAUGUACCCUCUUGGACGCCAGAUCUCCGAGAGAACUGGAUGGCGAAGGCAAACCUUGCGCCUAGUCUUGGAAGUUUCUUUCAGAUAUCACCUGAUGGCAAGGUUCUCACAAUGCCUGCAAUCGUUCUUGGUGCAUGUAUUUCGGCCAGCAGUCCCGCCACUCCAGAUGAAGAUUCUGGUAUCGUGCCAACAACGGCUUUCUUACAAUUUGAUGAGUCCAUCAUCGUGCCAGCCGCAGCGAUACGGAGAGAAACUCGUAUGUCAGUCAUGACCGAGUGGCUCAAAUACCACUUUUCAAGCAUAUAUACUGAUACUCAAUUGGAACAAAAUCCUGCGAUUUUGCAAAGGAUCAUGCUGGCAUACACAUGCAUGGUCCACAAUCAGCCUAUCUCGUCCCUUGGUACAAGAUAUGGUACUGAAGCACAGCUUCAAGGUGCAUUUGGCAUGGUGACAGACCCAAUCAUCCAAAAGGCCUUGGUUGGUUGCAGUAACUUCGUUUUACAAGAUGGUACAGGGGGAAGGUUGCUUCAUGAUAGCGACAUAGCCUCUGCUGGAGACAGGAUUUGCGUUUUCCAAGGUCUUUCUACUCCCUUUUUGAUAAGAUCGACUGAAGCAGGGGAUUGGAGGAUCAUUGGCCAAGUUUCGAAGUGGGAAAGCAACGGGGCGUAUCUACCUGAAGAGAUCCUGGAAAGAUAUCAUUGGUCAUUCGAGCGAUACCAUUUGGGGAAAAAGACUGAGCAUAAUGUUAGAAUGCUUGACAUACAAUAA